Molecule: messenger RNA, 3774 nt
Organism: Zea mays
Lineage: Eukaryota; Viridiplantae; Streptophyta; Magnoliopsida; Poales; Poaceae
Product: putative DUF231 domain containing family protein
Exons: 4
Coding region: 432-1886 (484 amino acids)
Cellular component (GO): Golgi apparatus
Molecular function (GO): O-acetyltransferase activity
Source: RefSeq, a predicted model, not a curated record
CUUUCCCUACUCUGCAGUGUAAACAGUGUUUUACACCGGGGUAUACAUGUCUCUGGCCUUAACUAUUGACUAAUUAAGCUACCUACUAUCACUCAGUCACGUGACAACACAAGAGUGUGUACAUAUACAGACGGUGUAGCGCAUAGAUAACAGCAGCAGCGGCGCACACAUAUGGGUCGUCCCAAUCCCAAGUCCCGACCAAAACCCCAACCCCUCCCCACCAAACCCGGCCAGGGCGCCCAACCAAAACCUCCCAGCACAGCGCACCGCGGCUCCUCCACGCCUCGCUCGCCGUCCGUCCCCGCGCUCUCCUGCUGGUCCCCGGCCAGUCCGUCACUCCCGUCUCGCUAUGUAAUCACCCUGCCCAGGACUCCAUACUCCAGUCAGUCAGUCACUCCACUAGCGGGCUCGCCGCCUACAGCUAACCAAUAAUGGCGGAUCACCCCAUGAAGCCACCAGCUUCCGGCUCCAUGUGCGCACUCGCCUGCCUCUUCCUCCUCUCCGCCGGCAUCCUCCUCGCCGCCGCCGUCUACCGGCCGUUCCAGUCGCGCGCGGCGGCGUCGUGGGACCCAUUCUCCAGGGUGCAGCAGAAGGAGGAGGCCCCGGCGCCGCCACCGCUCGCCCGCCGCGGCUCGUACCGUGCUGCGCCACCGGCGCCAGACGCCGUCUCACCAUCAGCCGGCGGCCCUGCUGACUGGAGCCCGGACGACGACGACGACGCCGACGCUGGACCGCCUUCACCGGCCCCGGCGCCGUCCGAGGAAGGAUGGGGGGACGGCGACGAGGACGCCCAGUGCGACCUAUUCGACGGAGAGUGGGUGGAGGACGCGGCGGGGUACCCGCUGUACGACGCGGCAGAGUGCCCGUUCCUGAGCGACCAGGUGGCGUGCCGCCGGAACGGGCGCCCGGACUCCGGCUACGAGCGGUGGCGGUGGCAGCCCAGGGGCUGCGGCGGCACCACGAGGCUGGGCGGCGCGGAGGCCCUGGAGCUGUGCCGGGACAAGCGGCUGGUGCUGGUGGGCGACUCGCUGAACCGCAACAUGUGGGAGUCGCUCGCCUGCAUCCUCUACGCGGCAGUGCCGGACCGGUUGCGGACGCGCCUCAUCGACGACGCUGGCUCCGAGUACAUGAUCUUCCGCGCCAUGGAUUAUAAUUGCUCCGUGGAGUUCUUCUGGAGCCCCUUCCUCGUGAAGCUCGAAACAAAAGACAACAAGACCAAGGCACUCGAGCUGGACCAGCUGCCGCCAAUGCUGCAGCGGACGCUCGGUGCUGACGUCCUCAUCUUCAACACCGGUCACUGGUGGACUCACACCGGCAAGCUCAGGGCGUGGGAUCAUCUCGAGUGGGGCGGAAAGACGGUGCAGAUGGCAGGUGAGGAAGCCUUCGAUGGAGCACUGAGGACCUGGGCUAGGUGGAUCGACUACAAUAUAGACCCUAGCAGAACUCGAGUUUUCUUCCGAAGUGUCUCACCUGAACACAAGAGGUCCAUAUCUCGAACAACAAACAUUCAAUCCAACUACAUUAGUCAACUUACUACAUUCCUUCUAUCGUGCAGCGUAAAUUGGUGCUACAACCAAACGGCUCCUAUCUCCAGGGGGAACAUCGCUCCAUGGUUUCCACAAAGUUUGAUAGACAUCAUCGAGAAAAACAUCAAGAGGAUGAAAACGCCUAUUGUAUAUAUGAACAUCACUCGCCUCUCAGAACUCCGAAUUGAUGCACACCCAUCAAUUUACACCAUCACUCACGAAGGAAAACCACUUAGCAAAGAGCAACGGCAACAACCACUCACAUACAGUGACUGCAGCCACUGGUGCCUACCAGGGCUACCUGAUACAUGGAACAUGCUUUUGUUCAACUUCCUAAUUAGACCUCUCCCCAGUACAUAAAAAGCUCGGGUGUUUUCAAUUGUUCAUCAUUCAUGUAUUUCUACUAAGGUGAGGUCAUUUUUUGGACAGUAGUUUAUCAUUAUCAUGUUACAGAGUGAAUGGCAAAUCAAUCAAAACGGAGGGCUGUACAAACAGAGAAACAUGAUACACAGACAUUACCGCAAAGAAUCACAAUAUACAUACAUUGCAACAUUGGUAAACAUUUACAUUGAAGAACAUAGAUACAAAUUUACAUCGACGAACAUAUACCACUAGGAUCAAUAAGGCAGUUCUUAUCGCAGGCUCGCGGGGAGAGAAAAUGCACUCAAUGGCUCAAAUCGACUAACCUGCCUCUGUCCCAAAUUAAAAACCAUUUUAGGUAAUUAAUGAUUGAUGUAUGUAUUUUAUGUCUCUAAAUGCAUAAUCAUCCAUUUGAAUUUGAAUGUAGAUAUAAAACCCAAGAGCUAAAACGAAUACUAUUUUGGGACGUAGGGAGUACCAAUACAGCACAAUUCUUAUCGCAGGGGGAAAAUAGCACCUCAAUGGUUCAAAUCGAAUAAACAAUCAACUCCAUUCCAAAAUAUAAGUUAUUCUAACCUCUUUUUUAAGGUGCAUAAAAGAGAGCAGACCCAUGGCUCCCGGAAGGGAUAAACUGACAAGCCUUCCCCUAGAUGCUGAUAGGCUCAUUCAAACCCAGGAUAUUGACUGAGACAGCUCUCGCCACUACAUCAGACAUCUGUCCUUUCUUAGAUUCAUAGCUUUUACUAUAUAUCUAGACAUAAUACAUGGUUAGACCUGUGUUUCUGUUAGCCUCUCUAGAUAGUAAUUAUACUCUAUCUAUUCCAAACAUCCGAUCAAAAUUGACACAUUACUAUGUAUCUUGACAAAAUCUAUAUUAAGUUGCAUAGCAGGACAGAACAAAUUACAAUUUCGACUAUCACCAAUGACAACACCACUGACCCAGACAGCAAACAGCAUCACAAACCCUCCAUAUUACAAUCCAGUCACUAUAACUUCCAAAGCAAAACUAACCCCUCCACAACACAAAAUAAAAAUUUCAUAGCAAGAAAUGCCAAACCUGACUUCAAAAAACAAACAAGAAAGCUUUUCCUAAACUUGUUAGGACCCAGCAGAUCACAUUCACCUAUAUAUAAAAUAUAAAUACAAAAUACUAAUAACAAUUGUUUAACUAAUAAGGCUAUCUCCAGCAGCUUAUCUAUCCCCAUACCUUGGGUAGAAUGCUGCAGACGGCCUAAUGACAAAUACAGGUAAACACAAAAUUCCAAACCAUCUUCAGGUUUCAAUAGCUGAAAUCUCCAGCUACCACCCAAAAUCUAAAAAGGUCACGUUGACUCAAGAAAAAAAUACAAAAGAUUAGCAGUUGUUCAGAUUUCUAAUCUGACAAUAACCAUAUUAAUUAUAAUUAGCUAUCUGUGUCUCAAGGAAGAUAUAAGACAAUAUAUAAAUUCUAAAGAAAGAGAUAAACUGCAUUACAGUCACCAAUCGCUCACCAAGAGUAUCAACAGAUAGACAAGACAAAUAGAAAUCCAUAAGAUUAAACACAUCAUCAUACCAUGAAAAUAAAGGGGUUUCAUAGGAUAAUACGACAAUAAUCAACACAACACACACUUAAUGCAACUUCACUUAUCUAUAUAGAAAAUGAAACUGCAAAGCAGUCAUGACUCAUAAGAAAGUACAUGUGAAGCAUUAUCACGGCUAAGCAUUAUCACAACUACCUAGCUUCAUGUAUCCCUUAAUAAGGGAAACUGCGAGUGCAAACUCAUUCCACAUUCCAUUCCAGAUCAGAAGUAGCCAGAAUAUGCAAGGCAUCCAUGUAAGCAGACAACACUUCUGAAUUCAGCACAACCAUUUCAAAGGAUAUGCUCCCAAGAGUUGUCACACACCUGAG